UCAGUAUGACUCACAAAAGUUCGAGAGUGGAUUCUUUGGAUUUUCAAAACUAACUCAAUUUUAGUAGCAUAACUCAAGUUCAAGUUCAAUUCGAAUAAUACUUUAGAACUAUAUUUAAAUAUAUACAUUCUCUAUAUAAACUAACAGAUAUCAGUUUUUUACUAUAAUAUGUAAGUUUGUGCAAAAAAUUACUGGUCUUUGUCGUCUGAGAGUUAAAUGUAAUUUAAAAUUGAAGAAACAUGCGGAGUGCUCGGCGGAAUUUUUAGGAUCAUUAGAAGAUCAUAAACUUUGGUUAAGCUGUUUUUUAGAAAAUUAGAAACAUGAAUUCCAAUUUGCCUUUGCUGUUUGCAAAUGGAUUCCCAACAUCAAUUGAAAAUGCAACAGUAAGUCAAUUACAGAGGUUUAUACCUUUCUUGGUGAAAUGUUCUGUUGGGCGUGAUUCUCCAUCCUUCACAAUGCCCAGGUGGUGGCCAGAAGCAUUUCCAAUGAUUACACCAGAUUUUGAACCUGUUUGGGAAGAAAAUGAUUGGUUGAAAUUUCUCAGAGAUUUAGUUAUUUCCUGCUACAAGUUUCACGAUAGUGAAUAUUUAUUGCAUUUUUGCAAUAACUUAACAAGUCAUCCCAGGUCAACUUUACGUUACAUUAAUAACUUUAAUGGCACAACCUCUUUGUAUGUAAAGGGUGAAGGAAGAUUACUAUGCACGUUUAGGAAUGAAAAUAUUACGUAUGAUAAGAAAGAAGAGGAUUCAAGAAAAUGUUUGAAACCUCGAAUAAUUAAUGCCAUAAAAAUUUUGGAUGAUGACAAUGAUGAUGAAAUGGUAACAACAGAAGCCAUUGAUAUAUUCAUUUGUGAGAAUUGCAAUACAGAAUUAGAUUGCUUGAGUGACUUACAUACCCAUGAACUUGUUUGCGAAAACAAAGAUAUUGAAGUUAAUGUGUAUAACAGUGUAACAGAUAGAAGUAAUCCAAACUUAUUAAACUAUCUUAAACUACACUCGAUAAAUGAUGCUGAAAAACCUAACAUUCAAGUUUCUUCAAGUCCUGUAAAGCAACCUUUAAUUUUAACUCAUCGCACACGCAAUCGGGCAGAAAUGAAACAACUUCGAGAUAUUCCAUUCUCAUCUCCUGCUGGAAAAGUUCUUCACCAAAAAUUAAAACUUGGAAUAGAUAAAGCAACAUUGAAUGAAAAAUUAACUAAAGUAGAAAAAAGUUGUCCAGCGCCUAACAUUAAUGAAGAAGUUCCUAAGUAUUUAACAAAUACUAAGAAUAAAACUUUCAAAGUUUCAUACAGAGAAAAGCUUAAAAUGCAUUCAAGGUAUUACACAUUUCCUUUCGGUCCCUUUUGGACAAAACGGUCUAAUAAUUUCGUAGACACUCCAGUGUUAGUUGAUAGAAAAGAUGAUCAAGCUGAUGAUUACUCAGCUUAUAAAAUACAUGAUAACUCAGCUUAUAAAACAGAUGAUAACUCGGCUUUUAAAAUACAUGAUAACUACGCUUAUAAAAUGGAUGAGAACUCAGCUUAUAAAAUAGAUGAUAACUCAGCUUAUAAAACAGAUGAUAACUCAGCUUUUAAAAUACAUGAUAACUUCGCUUAUAAAAUGGAUGAUGACUCAGCUUAUAAAAUAGAAGAUAAUUCAUAUGAUAAUUCAAAUGAAGUAAAACCGUUAGUAAAAGUAGAUUGCGUCAUAAAUUUAUGUUCUUCAGAUGAGGAAGAUAAUUUAGCAGAAAUUGAAAUGGAACAGGAAGAUCCUAUUUCUUUAGAGCCUACACCAUUACUUCCUUUAAACAAUUCUAAUGAUGAUUAUGCCAAAAUCAUUCCUUUAUCUCUUGUAUGCAAAAAUGAUGAUGUAGAAAGUUUUUUACCUGUGACAAACAUGUUCAAGGCCCCAUUGGGUGUUUGCGACUUUAUUGAUUUGUGCUCUUCUGAUGAAGAAACUAUACUGCCCGACUUACCAAAUCAUCCACAUCUUAGUAUUGUUAGAAUUCCUGCAAAACUAACAUUAUAGUUUUUAAAAUUAAUUAGUAACAGUAUAUGACAUUCUUUUAUGCUAUGCAGCAUUACAAAGUUUAGAUUGUACUGUUGUAAUUAAAUGUAUAUAUUUAAUGUGAUACUUCUGUAAGUGUAUAUAUAUAUUGUUAUGUUAUGGAAUUUUAUAUAUACAUUUGUUCAUGUCCCACAAUAAUACUUACCAUUAAAAUUCCAAACAAAUGU
Molecule: messenger RNA, 2212 nt
Organism: Ctenocephalides felis (cat flea)
Lineage: Eukaryota; Metazoa; Arthropoda; Insecta; Siphonaptera; Pulicidae
Exons: 2
Coding region: 321-2006 (561 amino acids)
Source: RefSeq, a predicted model, not a curated record